AUGGACGGGGACGCGCCCGCCUCCGCCGUGCUCAAGAAGGGCCACGGCGUGCCCGACGCGGAGGCAGCAGCCGGGGGCGGAGACGGCGCCGGCAGCAAGGAGGACGGCGGCGGCGGCGGUGGCGGCGGCUGCUGCUCGUGUUGCUGCUGUUGCUGCUGCUGCAAGCCACGAGCAGGGGCGGAGGCGAGCAGCGAAGGCAGCGCGGGCUGGUGGCGGCCCACAAUGCUGCUGCUGCUGUUGGUGCUGCUGCUCGUCAUCUUCGUCCUCAUCUCGGGCAUCCUGCUCUACUACAACUAUAUCACCUACAGACCCAGACUACCACUGACAGAUGAUUUCAGCUACGAUAUACCUCCAAUUCCUACAGAAGAGCCAUGCGAGGAGGCGCCUUGCUGGUGGGGCGCGGAGUGUGAGUCGGUGGAGGGCCGCCCCCUCUGCCGGUGCCUCGAAGACUGCCCGCCGCCGCCCCCCGCGGCCGCCCCCGACGCCGCCGCCGACGCCGUCGUCUGCGGCAGCGAUGGCGCCACGUACGCCAGCGAGUGCCAUCUGCGCGCCAAGGCGUGCGCAAACCGCGACGAGACGCGCGUCAGCCACCCCGGCCCUUGCGGUAAGUUGCGUGCCUGA
Messenger RNA from Schistocerca serialis cubense, 621 nucleotides. RefSeq names its product agrin-like. The transcript is spliced from 5 exons. Gene Ontology annotation, biological process: anatomical structure development. NCBI's taxonomy places the organism in Eukaryota, Metazoa, Arthropoda, Insecta, Orthoptera, Acrididae. The record is from RefSeq and is a predicted model, not a curated record. Gene Ontology annotation, molecular function: protein binding; collagen binding; calcium ion binding. Bases 1 to 621 code for a protein of 206 amino acids.